Molecule: messenger RNA, 714 nt
Organism: Olea europaea var. sylvestris
Lineage: Eukaryota; Viridiplantae; Streptophyta; Magnoliopsida; Lamiales; Oleaceae
Exons: 1
Coding region: 1-714 (237 amino acids)
Source: RefSeq, a predicted model, not a curated record
AUGGCAAAUACCAACAUGAUUCCCUUCCAAGUUCCAAAAUCGUCCAAAGAGAAAUUUGAUAAUUGGUGCAUCCGCAUGAAGGCACUACUUGGUGCACAUGAUGCAUGGGACAUCGUGGAGAAUGGUUAUGAGGCUCUCACCAAUCUAGCUGCUCUCACCCAAGCACAAAGGGAUCUUUUACAAAACACUAAGAGGAAGGAUCAAAAGGUUGUUUCUUUUAUUCACCAAGCAUUGGAUGAGGCCACUUUUGAAAAGGUUUCUAAUGCUACUACAGCAAAACAAUUAUGUGUUAUGCUUCAAGUUGCCUGCAAAGGAAAGGAGAAGGCAAAAAAAGUUCACCUUCAAAAUCUACGAGGUGAAUUUGAAGCUAUUCAAAUGAAGGAAUCCGAAAAGGUGUCGGAUUAUAUUUCAAGAGUGGUGACCGUUGCAAACCAAAUGAAGAGGCUUGAUGAAGAUGUGACCGAUUUAAGGGUGAUUGAGAAAAUCUUUAGAUCGGUUAGUGAGAAAUUUGAUCGCGUGGUGACUGCCAUUGAAGAAGCGAAGGACUUGGAAGAUAUGACAAUUGAAGAAUUAUGCGGAUCAUUGGAAGCAUAUGAAGAGAAGCUUAAUCGAAGAAGGAAGGAGCCAUUGGAGCAGGUUUUACAAUCAAAGCUCACAUUGAAAAACAAAGAAGAAAAUGGAAAUACAAGUUUCAAAGGACGAGGGCGUGGAUGA